Triticum dicoccoides is the source of this 2077-nucleotide messenger RNA. RefSeq names its product heterogeneous nuclear ribonucleoprotein U-like protein 1. Gene Ontology annotation, molecular function: RNA binding. Gene Ontology annotation, cellular component: nucleus. The record is from RefSeq and is a predicted model, not a curated record. The transcript is spliced from 7 exons. Bases 38 to 1903 code for a protein of 621 amino acids. NCBI's taxonomy places the organism in Eukaryota, Viridiplantae, Streptophyta, Magnoliopsida, Poales, Poaceae. Gene Ontology annotation, biological process: alternative mRNA splicing, via spliceosome.
CUUCGGGUGCAGGGUGGUGGCGGAGCAGGCCGUGGAGAUGGGCGACACGGAGGCCGCGCAGCGCCACCUCUGCCGCGUCGGCGUCUCGAGGGGGGACGACCCCGUGGGCGGCCUCGGGGAGGCCGGCGGCCGCGGCUUCGGGUUCGGGGGCACGGGGAAGCUCUCCCACCGGGGCAGGUUCUUCGAUUACGGCGCCACGUUCGGGGUCGGGGACACCGUCGUCUGCGCCGUGGACCUCGAUUCCAAGCCCAUGGCCUCGAUUGGGUUCGCCAAGAACGGCGAGUGGCUCGGCAUUGCUCACCACUUUGAUGCCGGCCACAAGGGGCUUGGCCUGGUUGAUGCUCCUGUGAGGCCGAUGCAGUGGGAGUCAGCAAUCUUCCCGCAUGUCCUGCUGAAGAAUGUCGUCGUCGAGAUGCAGUUUAGCAGGGAGGACGGGCUGGAGCCGGUCGACGGCUACGAGCCCUGGACCUCAGCUUUUGCCGAUGGCAACGCGGUAUUCGGGCCUGUGUUUGCUGAACAGAAGGAGUGUGAGGUUAUGAUGAUGGUCGGCCUCCCGGCUUCGGGGAAGACUACUUGGGCAGAGAAGUGUGUCAGGGAACAUCCGGAGAAACGCUUCGUCCUUCUUGGAACUAACCUUGCAUUGGACCAAAUGAAGGUGCCAGGAUUGCUCCGUAAGAACAACUACGGUGAGCGCUUUGACCGUUUGAUGGAUCACGCCACACAGAUUUUCAACACAUUGCUGGACAGAGCCGCAAAGAUCCCCCGCAACUACAUUCUCGACCAAACAAAUGUGUACAAAAGCGCCCGGAUUCGCAAGCUGAGGCCAUUUGCAAACUACUACAAAAUUGCUGUGGUUGUUUUCCCGUCGCCAAGUGAACUCAAUUCCCGGGCAGCAAAACGGUUCCAGGAGAUGGGGAAGGAUGUACCAGCUGAAGCGGUUGAUCAGAUGACAGCCAAUUUUGUCCUGCCACUGUCAAAGGACAUGCCUGGUUCAAAGGAGCCUUUCGAUGAGGUGAUUUUUGUGGAGCUUUCCAGGGAUGAUGCCCAGAGAAACCUAGACGAGAUGAAACGUGUGCUGCCAAGAGCCUCAACUCCCAGCCAUGGCAAUGUCAGUAACCAGAUGGCAGGACCAUCUCCGUUGUCAGGCUUUGAACCACCAAUGAACUACUCAUAUGGACAAGGUGUGCAUGCUCCCGGUGCGCCGGCUGGCUACUCAAAUGCUCCAUAUCAGACCCAGCCCAGCUACUCGAAUGCCCCAUAUCAGCAACAGACAUAUGCAAGCUACCCGAAUCCGAGCUAUCCAAACACCGCAGAUCAGCAUCAAGUUCAUGCAAGCUACCCAAGCACCGCAGACCAGCAUCAAGUUCACACAAGCUACACGAGCACCGCGAACCAACAUCAAGCCUACGGAAGCUACGCAAGCACCGCGAACCAACAUCAAGCCUACGGAAGCUACGCAAGCGCCCCGCUUCCUGGAUAUGGAUCACCAAAUGCAUAUGGUUCCCAAGGGUACCCAAGUCCAUACAGCAGCCCUGAUUACGCGACGAGCCUCUACCAGACUCCUGAGCCAGCGGGAGACUACAUGGGAUCCGGCUAUGGGCCUGCAGCCCCAGUCCAUGCCCAGACAUCCGGCUACGUACCUGCAGCCCCAGUCCAUGCCCAGCCAUUGCCUCCAGCUGUUCAUCAGCGUCAUGAUGGUGCUUCCUCAUGGAGCCCUGGCAGUUACGGACCCUAUGGACAGCAGCCUCUUGAUGCGCGCUACACAAACACGAGGUCGCAGUACGGUGCUGCAGUCCCCAUGCCGCCUCCGAACGGAGCUCUUCUGCAUCCAGUUCCUGGGCCGCCGCCUUCGGCACCUCCCCCUCCUCCCUACUACAUGAAUGCACAGCCAGGCCGUUGGUAGGGAGUGCUGGAGCUCCGGGUGUCAAGAGGAUACCAGAGAAGAUUAGAAAACUGUUUCUAGAAUCGUGACAUUCUGUAUAGUUUUGCACGUAUGUGAAGAUGGCCUUUCCUGGAUUAUCAGCAUUGUUUUCCUAAUUGCUCGAGAAAAAUGAUUCCCUGGUCACUUUCUGUUCAA